GAGAGAAGGGUGGGGAGACAAAGUUAAACUUUUGUGCCCCAGCGUUGCUGCUUAUACUACUGGAUUACAUGUGUGUUGGUAGUGACAGAGAGGGAGGGAGAAAGAGAAUGCAUGAUUUCUAAGGAGUCCUGUGUGGAGUCACAAAUCUGAGAGCUCCUGCUGCCAAUUCUUGGAUUCGUCUGAUUUUGUGGGGGCGGGGAGAGACGACCACUGCUUAUAAUGCCGUCUUUUGAUGAAGUUUUAAAAGAGGCAGGGGAGUUUGGAAGGUUUCAGAAGAGGGUCUUCUUCCUCCUUUGCCAGACUGGCAUAACUUUUUCUUUUCUAUUUGUUGGAGUUGUGUUUCUUGGACGAGAUCCGCAGCAGUAUUGGUGCAGGAUCCCUUGUGCAUCUGAAUUAAGUAAGCAUUGUGCCUGGACCUUUGAAGAGGAGUACAAUCUUACUGUCCUCACAUCAAGAUGGGUGAAUUAUUCAUCCCAGUGUAAGAGAUAUGACUUGCAAUGCAACAGCACCUGCUACGGCUAUACCGACUCAUUAUCUCAUCUCUCCAAUAACAGCUUGGGCAAAGUGCCAUUUACUACAUGCCAAGAUGGCUGGCUCUACGAAGACCCCCAUUCAACUAUUGCCAGCGAGUUUGACCUUGUCUGUGAAAACAGAUGGAUGAUAGAUAUGACACAAGCGCUUCUCAACCUGGGGUUUCUCGUAGGAGGCUUCACUCUUGGCUAUGCUGCAGACAGAUAUGGCAGAAUCAUCAUUUAUCUCUUCUCUGCCUUUGGGGCAGGAUUGUGUGGCCUGAUCGUGGCUUUUGCCCCAAACAUUGUAGUGUUUUCAAUAUUUCGUUUCCUACAAGGCGUGUUUGGGAAAGGAACCUGGAUGACAAGCUUUGUUAUUGUAACAGAGAUCGUUGGUUCAGAUGAGCGGCGGAUUGUUGGAAUUGUUAUUCAGGUCUUCUUCACCAUCGGAGUUAUAAUUCUUCCUGGAAUUGCAUAUUUAAUCCCCACAUGGCAAUGGAUUCAGCUUGCAACAACACUCCCCAACUUUUUUUUCCUCUUAUACUACUGGCUGAUACCUGAAUCUCCACGGUGGCUUCUGACUCGCAAAAAAGGAGAAAAAGCCCUAAAAAUUGUGCAGUCUAUUGCCAAAGACAAUGGGAAAUGCCUUCCACAGCAUUUUUCUGAGAUCACAGGUUGUGACAACGAGAUUAGCAAUCCAUCUAUUCUAGAUCUGGUUAGAACUCCACAGAUGAGAAAAAUCACUCUUAUCCUCAUGUAUGCCUGGUUCACAAGUGCAGUGGUUUAUCAAGGGCUUGUCUUGCGCCUGGGCAUCAUAGAAGGAAACCUUUAUUUGGAGUUCUUUAUCUCAGCAGUGAUGGAAUUGCCUGCAGCUUUUUUAAUCUUACUGACAAUCGACCGUAUCGGCCGGCGCCCUCUCUUUAUAUCGAGCGCAAUAGUGGCAGGCAUUGCAUGCUUAAUCACAGCAUUUUUGCCAAAAGAUGUGCCAUGGUUAAUUACAUCGGUAGCCAUCUUGGCAAGACUGGGGAUCACCAUAACUUUUGAACUUGUGUACCUGGUGAAUUCUGAAUUGUAUCCUACAGUACUGAGAAACUUUGGUGUCUCCCUGUGUUCAGGUUUGUGUGAUAUAGGAGGCAUUGCAGCCCCAUUUCUACUCUACCGGCUGGCAGAUAUCUGGUCAGAGCUUCCUCUGCUUGUCUAUUGUAUACUAUCUGUUCUCUCCGGGAUUCUAGUCAUACUUCUACCUGAAACAAAAGGGGUGCCAUUACCAGAAACAGUAGAGGAUGUGGAACAACUUGCAAGUAGAAGAAGUUGUGGAAAAAACAAACAUCCAAAUUCCAGUACAUACGUCUGAUGUUUUGCUAAAUGUCAUCAGUCACCUGGUUUCCGGUGCAACGUCCAUUGCAUGCCAUCAUCAUGUUGUUUGGAGAAGAUGGAGAAAGUUUGUGUUAAAAUAAAUAUUUCUAAAGUCACUUCUUUUAAAUAUAAAAACAUAAACAGUAAACAUAGUAUUAUUUUUCUAUGACUUCGGAAAUAUAAAUGUAUUUUUGUGGGCUUAUUGUUUCCAGGUAGGGAACUGUUAUAUGCAGCUCUUAUAAAAGAGUAAUCACAUCCAUUAAAUAAUUCAUUUUCUCUAGGAUCUUGGUUCUUUGUACAUGCCUACAUCUGAUUACUGUUCCAUCUCCUUUCAUUUGUGAGACCAGUUGUUCCAAACUGUUGUCGUAUUGCACGCAGAAGCUUGUGACACAAUCCACAACAUUGGGAUAAACCCAGAAAAUUCUGAAUCCAUUCAUAGGAUUUGGUGGAACUGAAUCAGAAUGGAAAAAUAAUACUUCACAUUUCAAAAGCAUGAAGAAGAGUGAACAUGUAUCGAUUACACUACUACAGGUUCAUUGCCCUUCCUCCUAGCUACUUUGGACAGAAAGCCUGGGAUCAUUCCCUUUCUCUCUUCACAGCAAAUCUCAAACUAAGAAAGUACUGGUUAUCAAAGGUUACACUGGUGGAGAUUUGAACCCAGCAUUAUAUCUGCAAGCCACACCUAUCCACAAUAACAACGGCAUUAAAAUCAGAGACCAACUAGCUCUAGUGAGACAGAGGUUUUGCCCUGCUUACAGUUUCUUUUUUUUAAAAAGUCAAAGGUUUGAUUGUUUGUCUGCUUUACACCAUCUUCUUGUACAUACACACUGCUUGUUUUAUUCCUUGUGCCAGUCAUUUGGCUGGUGCAGUAAUAGGGUUUAUGAGUGUUGUUUCCUUCCAGAGCUCUUUUUUGUGGCCUGUAGAGGAAGUUAGUUGUUUUUGAAGAUGUUCACUGAACGGCAUUGAGAGGCAAUUUCAGUGUCUCCCUUACAGAGAAGGAGCAGUAGAGCUUGCGAAUUCCAUUUGCUAAGCAUUGAAUGUUCAACCUCUUGUUGCCAGAAGAAAAAGGACCAAAUUAGGUGCGAGGUUAGAAAUGUUUCUGUUCCCAAUUCAGACCUUAGAAAGAACUAGUUAUUAAUUACAACUAGCUACCUGUAACUAACUCCUUGUUCCAAUAAUAAAAUGUAACCACCGUAAUGUAAUAUAACGUAAUUUCCCUCCUGUGUUGUGGUAAGAUUUUAGUUACUUUUCAGUUACAGGCAUGUGGCAUUACUGAAAGGUGAAGGAAAAAUAUUGUGUGACUCAAAUACUGGUUCAUGCCUCAUGCUGUGUUCUGGAGGUGGAGGGAGCAGCGAGAUGGAUGGGAGAUCAAAAUGGUUGACUUGGAGCCUGCUCCUAUCUCUCUUUUUUUGACUUAUAAGAAAUCGGAAAGCGAUGGUUUUAUGAAAAUAAUCUAUAUGGCAGUAAUCAAUUACUUCUCAUUGUACAUAAGUAUAACUAAAAACUUUUUAAAAAAAUGUUCCAAGCUUGUCUUCAGCAUGCCAGUGGAACAGAAUAAUCCUUAGCAGGAUCACAGCUAGUCUCAAGAAGGGAUGAGCUAUCCCCUCUGUUGCUGCAGUUACGAGGGUGAUAUUUAUUUUGGGCAGAGGUCCCCCAGAAGUGUCACCAGCUUCAGAGGAGGAACUUUCAUCAAUACCAGGGCAAUGGAGGAAACGUUCACUCUACACCUGCUGCUAUCCAAAUAACUGUACCUUCCCAGGUGAUAGUAUCUGCACAUUAAACGCAGUGCUGAGUUUACUCUUGCGUCUUCUUUAGCUGAAAGACUCUGUCUACUACUUAGAAGGGAAAGGCAGAUUCUGGAUGGUCCCAGGGGAUUCCUGACAUGCUGAAAACCAACAGUUUUAGUUUUCUAGAGAUGUUCAUUUGUUAAAUGUGAUGAUUCCCAUCAACACGAUUGUACUCAGCUGUGGUAUAUUUCCUCCACUUUCUCUGGCAGAGUUCUACUGCCUAACUCAUGCAAAGGGGAUCUGUAAAGAAAAGGAGGCUUCCAAAUGCAGGUAAUGGAGAAAGGCAUCGGCAGAUGAUCAUGUUCCUUAGGCCACAAGAACUGCCUGGGUGCCUUUUCUGAUGUGUAUGAAAAUGAACAUCCCCAUCCAGUGCAACCAAUGACUGAGUUAAUGUGAUCACCUGAAACUGAGAAUGAUGUGUUCCUUAGUCUUUGCUAUUA
This is a messenger RNA of Pogona vitticeps (central bearded dragon), 4092 nucleotides long. RefSeq names its product solute carrier family 22 member 3 (gene SLC22A3). Gene Ontology annotation, cellular component: membrane. Lineage: Eukaryota; Metazoa; Chordata; Lepidosauria; Squamata; Agamidae. Gene Ontology annotation, biological process: transmembrane transport. Gene Ontology annotation, molecular function: transmembrane transporter activity. The record is from RefSeq and is a predicted model, not a curated record.